AUGCUUCUCGCGCCUGCUUUGCCUUGUCAUCAUGUGGCAACACCGACCCCGCUGAGGCCGCACGCUGGCCGGCUUCGGGGCGCCAAGGUCCAGCUGCAGCCAGCAUGCAAAGUCGGCGCCGGCGUUUGGUUUCUGUCGCAUGCCUGGCCUCGAUGCACUCGGGCCUGCCGUGGUUCCUGCUCCGUCCGCGUCCAGGCCAUCAGCUCCGAUGUCGAGCCAGAGUCCUCUCUGCUGGAUGCUGCGGUGGAGGCAGUGGAAGAGGUCCUCCAGUUCGCUCCUGAAGAUACACGACUGAUGGCCAAUAUCAUCCGGGAUUACAUCCGUGCUGGCGAAUAUACCUGGGCCUCCGCCCUGGAGAAGCGCUGGCUAUCCCAUGAUGGCGGAGCACAACCCGUAAGGGCCGAUGUGCUGUUUCGGGAGCCUUCUCUUUGCUCCCAGCUUGCGGGAGCCUGGGCGCGAGCGGGACGCCUCCGGGAGGCCGAAAUGUGGCUGUCCUGCACGGAGAUCGAGAAAGUGGAUCGUUGGGCCUUGGUCGCCUUUGUCCGUGCCUGCGUACAGAGCGGCGAGCUCCAGACCGCUGACAACUGGACCACGAAGCUUCUGAAGAUCGCGGACAGCGGCAACCUGCACCUCGCCAGAGCCGGUGCCGUGGAUUCGGAUUCUGCGAGCCGCCAGAAGGAGGCGGAGGACAACCUCGUGGCCUUAAUCGCCGCCCGGGCGACCUUGGCCCAAGGGGCCGAGAUUCAAGGCGUUCGCCGAUGGCUCCAUCGCAUGCAGAGAGUAGGCAUCCAGCCGAGCUGGCCGGUCUAUGGCCGUCUGCUCCAGGGCUAUGCAGAGGCCGACAGGUCUGAGGAUUUCGAGGAGCUGCUGAAAGAGAUGCAAGCGGUCCGAGUCAGGCCGAAGCCCGAAGCGUUCAACCACCUGAUCAAAGCGAAGGUGGAUCGUCACAGUAUGGAUGCUGCCGCUGAUUGGAUGCAACGAAUGGCCGAGUUCAGGUCGACACCGAAUGCAGCGACCUACCGCAUGCUAAUCACCUCGAGCGCCGUCUCGAGUAGUGCCAGCGAAGCGGAAGGUUGGCUCGUGGCGAUGUAUCAAUCUCGCCUGCACGUUCCUGAAAGCUGCGUGGCCACGGUGGUGGAGAGGUACUCUGAAGAUCGGAGACCCGCCGUGUCGAUUCGAAGUGCAGCUGCGGCCGGGCAAGCGCAGAAGGUGAGAUUGCGGGGGACGGGGGGGGAUGCAUGUGCUGCGGCUGAAGCCUGCGCCUGCCUGGACCAAAGCGGACUCGCGGUCGCACUUGAAGAUACUCCCUGGGAAAUGUUGGGAUCCGGCAUGGAGUGA
Molecule: messenger RNA, 1338 nt
Organism: Symbiodinium sp. CCMP2456
Lineage: Eukaryota; Dinophyceae; Suessiales; Symbiodiniaceae
Source: the annotation of a GenBank genome assembly